Vitrella brassicaformis is the source of this 3480-nucleotide messenger RNA. The record is from the annotation of a GenBank genome assembly. NCBI's taxonomy places the organism in Eukaryota, Vitrellaceae.
UCGUCUGUCUGUGGGGUGUGUGGUCUGUGAGGGUGUCUGUGUGUGUGUGGCGGCUGUGUCACCUCCCCCCAUCAUACCACGUCGGUGUGGUCGGUGUGUGUGUCUGUGUGUGUGUGGCGACUCUCUUAUCACUCACAGCAGCAAGCGGCAGCAGCACCCUCUCGCUCACUCACGGCACCAGCUAUCUCUCUGACUCACUGCCCUCCUCCGAAGACGCCCGCGAUGGCCUUGCCGAUGGUCUCGACGCCCUCCUUGAUGCAGCUGAGUGCCGCCCAGCUCCUCAUGGAGAGAUCCUGGCGGGCCGAUCGCACCUCCCAGAGACCUGGGUAGGCGGCGCUGGGUUGCCACCAUUCCCGCUCCUCCGUGAACGGGUUCCACACCCAUCCCGUCUGCACGUGGUGCCCCCCCACGCUGACCAGCUUGGGUGCCCCCGCCGUGAAGGGGAUGUGGUGCGCCGGGAUCGGGACGCCGUGCGGCCCGAAGAUGACCGGCAGGGAAGGCACUGGCCGAGCAGCUGCAGCAGGUGGUGGUGGUGGUGGUGUGGACGGAUGUGCUGGCGGUGGUGACGGUGUGGUCGUGUCUGGCGGUGCGUCUGGGGCGGGGGGUGGCAGGUCGUCCUCAUCGUCUUCCUCACCGACGUCUACGCAAUCGCCAGCUGAGCGAGGGAGGGGCGGUGCGAUGCAAGGGAAAUGGGGCUGUGGGGCCGUGCAGUGGGGCUGACUGGUGGGGGCGGGCUCCUCACUCUCGUCCUCGUCGUUGCCCACAUCUACACAGUCCCCGUCUGGCGUGGGAGGCGGGAGGGAUGCCGGGAUGGCCAGGCGGUGGGGCGCCUUGGCGGGGUGGUGGGGCGGGAUGGUGCUGCGGCUCAGGGAUGGCUGCUGCGGCGUGGCCGCGACCCUCUGCACCUCCUGCUUCCUCGGGGCGACGAAGGCGGUGCCGUUCUUGACGGCGUCGAGCACCUCUGGAGACUGCAGGAAUGCCAGUACGGCCUCCAGCGAGUCCCGGAUCUCCUUGAGAGUGCUCCUCCUCGACUGGUCGGCCACCAGGCCGCCCCGCUCCUCUCUUGUCUGGCCGGGCUGGUCCUCCAAAGUCGUGUAUGCGAUCGCGGUGAGCCUCCUCCUCCACUCGGUCAGCCACUCCACGCCCUGCUCGUUGCCCAGGUACCACAGCCCCUGGUCGAUGUGGUGGCCGCAGCCCUCUGGCGGGAAUGAGGGGAGGCCGACCAUGGGGUGGUUGGGGUCGGUGAUGACCAGGGCGCCCUCGCGCGUGAAGUCCUCCCAGUUGCUCAGCAGAGUCGCCUCCGCCUCUUCCUGGGCUUGUCUGGGACGCAGCUUCUCGCCCGUCCUCAACUCCCUCUCGCCCAUGAUAAACCUUUUGAGAUUGUCCAGCCUGUCGAGCAGUGACCGCCCGCGCGCCGCGGCGUAGAUGAGCAUGCAGAAAGACCACGCGAGGGUCGGCUCGCCCAGCCACACGUCUCCCUCCCCCGACGACGGCCCUGAGAGGACGGCCUGCACCUCCGGCGGCGUGAAAGUGGCGGUGCCGGUGGGCAGCUGCUUCUGCUUCCUCCGCUCCUCGAAGUCGGUGGACACGAGGACGGCGAACGGGCCGAGAUGGUCUGGGGGUGGGAUGGAGUGCUCGGCCCUGGCCUUGGCGACUAUGACAUUGACCAAGUCGAUGGCCUUGGCGCGCUGCUCGUCGCCGCCAUCUGCUGCCACCGCUGCCGAUGCUGCUGAUGCUGAGGGUGUUGGGGAUUCUAGGGCGGCUCGGGGGAGCAUGAUGUUGUUGCAGAACCCGUCAAGGUGGAGCAUGCCCAGGGAGUAUGCCGCCUCGUGGGCCUCCAGGACGAGGAGAAGGGCGCGUGUGAUGAUGAUGGUCUCACGCCAGAGUUCCGCCCUCGCCUCUGGGGUGUUGCCCUCCUUGGCAAAUGCAAAUGCCUCGCAGGCGUCGACCACGUUGUGCUUGGUCUCGCCCUUGCUGCCAGGCCUCGCCGGGCGCCAGCCAAAAAACACACUCAACUCUACCCACUUGUCCUCUGCACACCCAACACCAACACACACCCGAGCACGAGAGCAGAGGUAUGGUCGUUGUCUUCUAGAAGGACCGACACUCUCUGUGUGCCGUGCAGUGCAGCCCACCCACCCACUCACCGCUAAGCAGUGGACUCGCUAUGCACAGGGCUUCCCUCCUACUGCCGUCGGCGCCGGUGACGAUGGCGGGGUUCUGUGGGUCGGUGUCGGAGGCCAGCAGGUGGAGGAAGGGAUAGCGGCCGGCCGCUUGCCGCAUUCGCUCCUCCUCGACCUCGAAUUCCCUCUCCUUCUUGGCCCACGCUGGGUCCGCCGGGUCGCCGACGAACGCCAUCUUGACGGCCGCCUCGUGCUCACGCCCUCCCUGCUGCAGCCGGGCUGCCCUGACGACGCCCGUCACCCCCUCGCCAACGAUGGCGGCUUCCCCUCCCUCAAACACCGCCCUACUGCUGCUGCUGCUGAACCGGAUGCUGCUACUACUGCUACUGCUGCUGCUGCUGGUCGCCAUGUUGUUGCUGUGGUGCUGCUGGCGACGGUAUUGCGAUGGGCACGGCUGGCCAGGGGACGGCUGCGCCUGAUCCGCGCCGACGGGUCGUAGACUUUGGUCGUGGGUGCUGGUGCUGCUGCUGGGCAUGUGUGCUCUCUUCUGCGCGAGGACCUUUUCUCGUCGACGCCUUUUCUCGCCAUGAAUAUCUCGCCGCGCUUAUCCAUGGGUUCCUUGCUGUCUGCAUGAAAUCCAUCCAUCCAUUCAUCCGGUGUGACGGACACGGCUGGGUGGAGGCGCCGCAGACAGCGGAGAUGCUGGCGGCACAAUUCAUUCAAGACCCUUCCAUUGGCAAAAGAAUGUCAAACAACCCAUAGUGCCGUCACACUCAGCCGUGGUAACACAACACACACCACGAGGCACAUAGCAGGUCCGCACCCGAGGCCAUCCCGUCCUCCUAUCUCUCCAUGUGCCUUAUUCGGGUCAGGUUUCCUCCUCUACAUGCCCGUGGUCUCUCGCCACCUUGCAUCUUCCCUCGACAACGACAGAUCAAGCUCAGGACGGAGAGACAGAGAGAGAGAGAGGGAGAGAGAGGGAGAGAGAAAGAGAGAAAGGGAGAGACAGAGAGAGAGAGAGAGAGAGAGGGAGAGAGAGAGAGAAAGAGAGGGAGGGAGGGAGAGACAGAGGGAGGGAGAGAGGGAGGGAGAGACAGAGGCAGGAAGAGACAAAGGAGGGAGGGAAAGAGGAUAGACCGUUUGAUGCUGCCGUCGUUGACGAAAGAAAUUGCGGCUGUGGGUGCAUGGAGGGGCUGUCUCGUGUGUGUUGUUGAUGAUGUGAGUCUUGGAUUUGGGCGUGUCGCUACUCCUCGUUGGAUGGAUGGAGGAUGGCUUCUGCGUUGUUCGACAGCCCGAUCAGCGACGCUCAGAUGUCUGUGCGUGUGUGUGCAGAGAGGGGUCAUCUGGCCAGUGCGAA